Molecule: messenger RNA, 1507 nt
Organism: Harmonia axyridis
Lineage: Eukaryota; Metazoa; Arthropoda; Insecta; Coleoptera; Coccinellidae
Gene: CAHbeta
Product: beta carbonic anhydrase 1
Exons: 4
Coding region: 204-971 (255 amino acids)
Molecular function (GO): zinc ion binding; carbonate dehydratase activity
Source: RefSeq, a predicted model, not a curated record
UAUAACCUAUUUUUUUCUAAUGCAAUUUUAAAAUGGGAAGCUGAUAAAAGUGUACUUCGUACUCAUGCUUUACGAGUACUGGAUAUCAAUUUUUUUUAAAUUCACAUUCCAAAAUAAGAACUAUUGAACAUAAAUUUAAAUAAUAAAUACAAUAUACAAUUCCAUACAUUACAUGCAUUUAAUAUAAAAUUAUAAUAACAAGAAUGAAUAGAAUACUGAGGGGAAUUAUGAGGUAUAGAGAAAUUAAGAAGGAAAGGAUGGUGCAACAAUUUUUAAAAGUUAAGGAUAAUCCAAUGCCGAAAGCUGUGUUUUUCACAUGCAUAGACAGUAGAAUGAUUCCUACACGUUUUACUCAAACAAAUGUAGGAGAUAUGUUUGUAGUUAGGAAUGCUGGCAAUAUCAUCCCACAUUCACAACAUUUCGAAGAUGAAUUGACAUCAAAUGAACCAGCAGCUUUGGAACUAGGAUGUGUUGUUAAUGAUAUUAGACACAUUAUUGUAUGUGGUCAUAGCGACUGUAAAGCAAUAAAUUUGUUAUAUAAAAUGCAAGACUCCAAGUUUGCAUCGCAGGAAAAUCGAAGAUUGUCACCUUUACGAGCUUGGCUGAGUUCUCAUGCUUGCACAUCUUUGGAGAAAUUUCAACAAUUGGAAAUUGGCGAUUUCACCAAUCCACUGAUAUUUCAGGCAGAAACUCCUAUGAGAAAAUUUGUUGCAUACAUAGAUCCAGAUAACCAAUUUACACUAGAGGAUAAGUUGUCACAAAUAAAUACUUUACAGCAAUUACAAAAUAUAGCUAGUUAUGGUUUCCUCAAGAAACGAUUAGAAACUCAUCAGUUGCAUAUACACGCACUUUGGUUUGAUAUUUAUACGGGAGAAAUUUAUUACUUUAGUAGAGGGGCAAAGAAAUUUGUUGUUAUUGACGAGGGAAAUAUAGAGAAACUUUUAGAUGAGGUUGAUAAUUAUUAUUCAUAAUAAUUUUAAGAAAGCAUAAUUAGUUGCAGAGCUAAACUCUAAAGGAUAAACUUGAAUAUUUUCAUAAUUAAAAAGACAGAAUCUCACAUUACAAUGAGAUCAAUUUGGGAGAUAUUAAAUGAAAUGUAGUUAGAACUCUACAGUUUCAUUUACAUAUUUUUCUUAUCCUUCUGAAUGUUCCUGAUAUAUAAGUUGCAAAUAAACUAUAAAUAAUAUAAUUAAAGAAGUAAGAAUACAUCAUCAACUACUUGAAAAUACUAAGAGUCUAUAUUAAACUAAAACUUUUAUCAUUUUCUACAAAUCCACUAUUUUUUUAUACUAUGACAUUUAUCACUUGUAUUUUCAUGCAAAUUCUUUAUUUGUACCUGCAGAAACUACAAAUAGUAGUACUUAUUGAAUUGUUAUUCAACCAUUGUUGGUGAAAUUAAAUAUAUAUUUUAUGUAAUGUCUUUACAGCUGUAAUUUUGAUAUAACUUUAAAUAUUUUUGAGAUAUUUUUAUACAAAUGGUAUUUUGCAUUUAAUAAACACAUAUCAU